This is a messenger RNA of Peniophora sp. CBMAI 1063, 651 nucleotides long. Lineage: Eukaryota; Fungi; Basidiomycota; Agaricomycetes; Russulales; Peniophoraceae. The record is from the annotation of a GenBank genome assembly.
AUGUACUCCAACCAAACCCCGCACACUCCCGGCGCACCUUAUGUGCCGUCUCAUGGCCUACCGACGCCUACGUCGGUUGGGAGCGGCCAGUACACUCAGUAUGCGAACACAGUGCCCAACGCACCAUACAUGGCUUCUGUUCCGCUUCCCCGCACGCCGAACGGCGGCUAUACCCAGCUUCCAUCCCCUCCUGAGAGUCCGAGUGCUCCUCGUCACUCCCCUCCGACCCUAGGAGAGUACAUCACGCCGCGCCGCCGUAUAUCGUAUGAUGUUCGCGCUGCUCCCGUCUCGGCCGUUCAUCCCAGCUAUCUCUCGCAACCUGCCGCAGACCGCCCGUUUACUAUCUACAUUCCCGCUCUUGGCAAUGCAGUGGGCGUGAGCUAUGUGUCUGUUCCGUGUCACCGCGGAUACCCUGUCACGGUGCAGACUGUGCUCGAAUGCUUGAGCUCUCAUCUUGCCGCCCCGAUGUCGUCUCAACUGUUCUCAUCCUUAGACCGCAAUCAGCGGGCCGCUGUUGAUUCACUUCGGAUACAUGAGCGCGGGCCAAACGCAGCGCGCACUCUGCGAGACCUCUUGCAUGCCAACGUCUACUUCAAGGGCCUGUCGGUCGAGAACGGACACGUCGUGGCUCACCUUAGUCAUCAGCCUUGA